AUGGUUCGCAAAGAUCCUAUUUUCGAAGCUCGCACAAAUGUUAAGCUGCACUCCAACCGACUCAAGAAAGAGGCCGUCCGGGCGGAGGCCACUUACAAAUCCGAAAAAGCCAAAGCCGACAAGGCGAUGAAAAACCGCGAGUUCCAGAUUGCCCGCAUCCACGCCGGCUCGGCCGUUCGCGAGAAGCGACGACAAGUAACCCUCAAAUCCGAAGCCGCACGGGCAGACGUGAUCAUCAACGAACUCAAGGCCGCCCAAAGCACCCGCGAUACAUCUCGGACACUUGCGAUGGCAUCGCGCGGCCUGGAUGCUGCCUCGCGCAGCGUCAACCUCGAGCACCUCGUCUCCCACGCUAACAACUUCCUCGCCCGUUCUGAGGACUUUAAAAUUGCUAGCAGUGCGAUCGAGGAUGUUGCGCAGGGCGUGUCGAUGCAGGAAUACGGUGCGGAAGGUGAGGCCGAUGUUGAUCGGCUUAUGGAACAGUUGGCGGAUGAUGCAGGUGUUGAUAUGCGCUUGAACCUCGAGGCGGAUGCUGCGCCGAAGGAAGAUGUCAAAGAGCCCAAGCAAGCGGAUGCUGAGGUCGAGGAUGGACUGGGUGCGAGACUACGAGCCUUACGGGCAGCUAAUUAG
Messenger RNA from Penicillium paradoxum, 630 nucleotides. RefSeq names its product putative SNF7 family protein Fti1/Did2. The record is from RefSeq and is a predicted model, not a curated record. Lineage: Eukaryota; Fungi; Ascomycota; Eurotiomycetes; Eurotiales; Aspergillaceae. Bases 1 to 630 code for a protein of 209 amino acids. The transcript is spliced from 2 exons. Gene Ontology annotation, biological process: endosome transport via multivesicular body sorting pathway; late endosome to vacuole transport; protein transport. Gene Ontology annotation, cellular component: multivesicular body; ESCRT III complex.